GGCUAUUUAUUAGGGCCCUCCGGGGGGCGCCCCCUAGUGGAGAACCUACGCACAAACUACAAUUACGACUUUGAGCCCUUCAUCCAUUAACGUUGAGCGCCCAAUCUAUGCCGGGCACUGCGCUAGGGGUUGCUACGUAAGUGAGCAUGAGUAUUGCACUCUAUCAGGGAAGAUCUGAUUGUAAGAAGCGAAUCUCUGUUCCACUAUGGCAACACGCCUAAUACACUGCCUGGUAGACAGUGUAAUAAUGUCUACCAGUGUAACAUAUAUCUAGGGCUCGAAUAAUUCCGUGAGAUGGCCCCGGAUGCCAGCCCUCUGAACUGGGGAAGUCUGGUUGGCCCUGCCGGUACGCUGUAGGGAGAAGGAUAGUUGUCAGCAUUAGGUAGAGGGCGCUGUGGAACUCCCGUCGGGCUGCGACCUGGCGGAGCCAGGGCCGGGUGGGCAGGGCCUGGGCGCGCGCUUUCCUACCCGCAGCUUACAUGGCGGCGGCCGGCGGUGGUCCCGGACUCGGGGCGACCUCGGGUCUGGAGGCUGCAACCCUGCAGAAACUCGCUCUGCGGCGGAAGAAGGUACUGAGCGCCGAGGAGAUGGAGUUGUACGAGCUGGCGCAGGCGGCGGGUGCCGCCAUCGACCCCGACGUUUUCAAGAUUCUGGUGGACCUGCUGAAUCUGAACGUGGCCCCUCUCGCCGUCUUCCAGAUGCUCAAGUCCAUGUGUGCCGGGCAGAGGCUGGCGAGCGAUCCCCAGGACCCUUUGGCUGUGUCUCUGCCCACAUCGAGCGUGUCGGAGACCCGAGAGGCCUCCUUUCUCUCUGCCAGGAACAGUAGCCCCCCUGCAAGGCCCUCAUUUUCCUCUGCCCUGCGGCCUACGGCCUCUCCGGUUCUGCUCUACGGCCCAGCUGCCACGCACUCGCCUCUCUCUCCAGGGCCCCCUGCUUCCCUCCGGUUCUCUUGCUGCUUGUUCUCUCCUUUUGCAGGGAGAAACAAAGGUGGUCCUACUCUCAGUGGAGCACCUACACUGGCAGAACGUGGAAGCCGGGAAGGAUCCAGCCAGAGGAUGCCCCGCCAGCCCAGUGCCACCCGGCUGCCCAAGGGGGGUGGGCCUGGGAAGAGCACCUCUAGGAGCAGCACAUAGGAAAAGAACAGACUGCCUUGCCAGCCUGCUAGACACCAUUGUUCUCCCAGCAAAGGUUGUGUGCCAUCUCCUGCUAAGCCUUUCUAAAAAGCUGAGAAUCAAAAUCAAACGUUCUCUAUUACUUUUUGGACAUAUUAAAGCACAAAGAUUUAGGAUGAGGUGUGUGCUGGUCCUAGUUAUUCUACAGCCUAACUAACCAAGUAACUUAAACCAGUGACUUUCCUUUCUUGAACCUGGCUUUUAAGUCCAAGAGAAGAUAUGUGUAUUGCCAGGUCUUUUAUAAACAGGUCAGCAUGCUUCCCUGGAAGUGAAAGAAGUGGUAUUCCCUACUAGAACUGUUCACAGUACUAGGGAAGAAGAGGUGUCAGUGUAUGAACAUAGAAGAGAACUGUCUCCAAUUGAACACACAACACUGAGGUCUUGGUGGAUGUGAUGUGACUUUUAGUCAUGCAUGCUACCGAGAAUUCAGAAAUAUCCCUUUCCCCUCAAAUCACCUGAUCUUUCUCAUUUGACAUUCCCUACCCACAGACCUCAGAUUUAAAUCCUCCAUUUCUAAGCUCUUAUUUUUUAUUCUGUUUCAUCAAUGAUGAAGGCCCCCAGAUUAAAAAAAAUUAAAUGGGAAAAAUCUAACUCAGUUUUCUUAGGAGUUAAUAAAUUCUAUGCUUUCAAACUA
Molecule: messenger RNA, 1806 nt
Organism: Sciurus carolinensis (gray squirrel)
Lineage: Eukaryota; Metazoa; Chordata; Mammalia; Rodentia; Sciuridae
Product: mitotic-spindle organizing protein 2B-like
Exons: 4
Coding region: 480-1133 (217 amino acids)
Cellular component (GO): centrosome; spindle
Source: RefSeq, a predicted model, not a curated record